AUUAUUAUGAACUUAUAACCAUAAGUACCUUAUGUGCACUCAUAAUUGUAAACCAUUAUAUUUGAUAGUUUAGCGGUUGAUAAUGUAGAGAAAAAGUUGUAUAAGGAACCUGUAAUAAAUUAUUUUAAAUUAGGUUAUAACUAAACAUUGUAACCAUCCAAGAUCAUGUUUUGAAAAGUAAGAAGCCAUUGAAGAGAUCAUGUUAAAAAAAUUUUAUUAAUGCCCAGCAUAAGCAUGUCAAAAAAUUGCUAAAAACGUAGGUGAUUUAAUUUAAGAUUGGAGAUCUUAAGCAUAUCAGGAAUUCAAUUAAUACAUUAGUGAAGUUACAGUGAUUAGGGGAAUUAUGGUUAACAAAUACGUCAGAAAUAAAACAAGAUAUCAGAACUUUUUUAUGGAAGAAGUUUAUGGAAAAUAAUUUUUAAAUAUGUUUGAAAGAAUUAGUUAGGAAAACUCUAUUAAUUUUUUAAUGAAAAAUAACUUAAGCAGUGGUUAAGAUUAGAAUAGAAAAAUUUAAUUUUGGAGUUUCUGUUUGUAAGAUAGAGUAAAAAUUACUAUUCCUGUUAGAAUAAUUGGAUGUAAGCAUUACGAAUGCUAUGAAUUAACAAGUUUAUUAUUUUAUUAGUAGUAAAACUAUUAAAAAAAGCAAUUCUUAGAAUGCACUCAACCUGGAUGUUCAAAUAGACUAAAAAUUGUCUCUAAAGAUUUUACAUCAACAGGCGAAACACAAAAUUAAAAUAAUGUAAAUUAAACUCAAAAUAAUGCUGCUUAAGUCGAAGGAUAAUCAAUCUCUGCGGAGGAUAUUCAAACAUUAUUUUCUGGUAUUUGUGUUGAUUUUGAUUUAUUAAAUGCAAUAAAAAGAAGUCAUCCAAGUUCAUACAAAUUUUAUUAUAAUCAGACCACUGGAUAAAUUGAAGAGGAUGUACAAAAAAAUGAGAAUGGCAAAAUUAUUGAUCCAUUAAUAGCGAAAUAUUAUUAAAGUAAUAAAGAAUUAUAAUAAAAAUAAUAAUUCGAUGAUUUUUAAAAUUCAAUAUUAUAGUCUGCAAUAUCGGUAAGUUAGGGAGAUCUGUUGAUAGAUGAUAAAUAAUUAGGCACAAGAAUAGCCUUAUAUAAAUAUAGAAAUUAUAAAGUAAAAAUGGUAGAUCUUUUAACAAAUAUGAUAAUUGAAUACCCUGUAAGAUGUAAAUUCUGCACUGAUUUAAGUGUUUGUAUGGAUAUGAGAAGUUAUAUUGCAGAUUUUACUUAUUAAAAAAAGAUAUUCCCAAAUAAAAAUUAUACUUGUCCUCUAUGUAAAACACAAUAAAAGUCAACAUUGAUUAAAACAACAAUUUAAUCCAACAUAUAUCUUGAUUCAAACAUGCUUUCAUAUAUGUUUAAAGAUAUGUCCUAUACCUAAGGAACUUAAGUAUUUGAAUAUAAAGGUUAGUAAUAUAUGCUUUAAGAAUUUAUGGAUAGAUAAAAAAUCAGAAGAGAAGACUAUAUAGNGUGUCAAUCAUCCAAAAUUCUGUUUUGAAAAGAAAGAAGCCAUUUAAUAGAUCAUGUUAACUAAAGUUUAUAAAUGCCCAUAAUGUCAAAAAAUUGCUAAAAAUGAAAAUGAUUUAAUUUAAGAUUGGAGAUCUUAAGCAUAUCAAGAAUUCAAUUAAUACAUUACUGAAGUCACAGUGAUUAGAGGAAUUAUGAUUAACAAAUAUGUCAGAAAUAAAGCAAGAUAUCAGAACUUUUUUAUGUAAGAAGUUUAUUAGAAUGAAUUUAAAAGUAUGUUUGAUAGGAUUAGUUAGGAAAACUCUAUUAAUUUUUUAAUGAAAAACAACUUAAGCAGUGGUUAAGAUUAGAAUAGAAAAAUUUAAUUUUGGAGUUUCUGUUUGUAAGAUAGAGUAAAAAUUACUAUUCCUGUUAGAAUAAUUGGAUGUAAGCAUUACGAAUGCUAUGAAUUAACAAGUUUAUUAUUUUAUUAGUAGUAAAACUAUUAAAAAAAGCAAUUCUUAGAAUGCACUCAACCUGGAUGUUCAAAUAGAUUAAAAAUUGCUCAUAUAGAUUACACUACAAUAGACGAAACACAAAAUUUAAAUAAUGGAAAUUAAGCACAAAAUAAUGAGCCUUAAAAAUUAAUCUCUAAGGAGGAUGUUCAAACAUUAUUUUCUGGUAUUUGUGUUGAUUUUGAUUUAUUAAAUGCAAUAAAAAGAAGUCAUCCAAGUUCAUACAAAUUUUAUUAUAAUCAGACCACUGGAUAAAUUGAAGAGGAUGUACAAAAAAAUGAGAAUGGCAAAAUUAUUGAUCCAUUAAUAGCGAAAUAUUAUUAAAGUAAUAAAGAAUUAUAAUAAAAAUAAUAAUUCGAUGAUUUUUAAAAUUCAAUAUUAUAGUCUGCAAUAUCGGUAAGUUAGGGAGAUCUGUUGAUAGAUGAUAAAUAAUUAGGCACAAGAAUAGCCUUAUAUAAAUAUAGAAAUUAUAAAGUAAAAAUGGUAGAUCUUUUAACAAAUAUGAUAAUUGAAUACCCUGUAAGAUGUAAAUUCUGCACUGAUUUAAGUGUUUGUAUGGAUAUGAGAAGUUAUAUUGCAGAUUUUACUUAUUAAAAAAAGAUAUUCCCAAAUAAAAAUUAUACUUGUCCUCUAUGUAAAACACAAUAAAAGUCAACAUUGAUUAAAACAACAAUUUAAUCCAACAUAUAUCUUGAUUCAAACAUGCUUUCAUAUAUGUUUAAAGAUAUGUCCUAUACCUAAGGAACUUAAGUAUUUGAAUAUAAAGGUUAGUAAUAUAUGCUUUAAGAAUUUAUGGAUAGAUAAAAAAUCAGAAGAGAAGACUAUAUAGUAAACUUAAAAGAGGCUGUUGAAUUUAAAUAACUUUUUUGUAUCCUAAAUCCAAAAUUAAGAAUUAAAGAACCUUUAGUCCUUUCAAAAUGUUCUUAAAAAAAUAUAGUUGAUUUUUAAUCAUUUUAUGAUGAAUUAAAGAAAAUUGAUUUUGAUAUUGAAAAUAUAGGAUUAACUUUAUGUAAAUGUC
Paramecium sonneborni is the source of this 2991-nucleotide messenger RNA. The record is from the annotation of a GenBank genome assembly. Lineage: Eukaryota; Ciliophora; Oligohymenophorea; Peniculida; Parameciidae.